Molecule: messenger RNA, 3235 nt
Organism: Adelges cooleyi (spruce gall adelgid)
Lineage: Eukaryota; Metazoa; Arthropoda; Insecta; Hemiptera; Adelgidae
Product: GTPase-activating protein skywalker-like
Exons: 12
Coding region: 330-2132 (600 amino acids)
Source: RefSeq, a predicted model, not a curated record
GAGUCCGUUCCCCCUUGGCCAGUCGCCUCUUGUGACGGGCUCGCUUCGCUACAGGCGUCUGCGGGUUCACUCGAACAACAGCUAUAUACAUUUUAAUCAAUAACAAGAUAAGGUGUUGGCCCGCUAUCACUGUGUGUUUUCAGUUGCACGUAAUCGUCGGUCCAGUCAAAUGUGCCGGUCUCUUCGCGCCGGCACAACUGUCGUCGUCGGUCUCUGAUCGCAGUGAUGUCCAACGUUAGGAAGACAAAAUUCAUCACAGUCAACGACUACACCUAAACGCCCGUCCAUGGUGGUUGUAGUUUGACGACGGCUACAGAAAAAUUGUCAUCAUGAUUAUGUUACCAACGGUGAAAGAGGAAACCGACGAGAAGAUGAUGGCGUACGGCGAUGUUUACCAGCCACACGUCAACGUGAACAGCAUUCCUUCACAACCGACAGUAAUCUCGGCAUCGCCCUCUUUUCCGGGCAGUCCCAUCGCAUCCAAGAAACAAACGCUCAAGACAUACGGUGAGGUACAAAGUCUUCUCAUGGCCGGAUACCAAAAAGAUGUGAAAAAAAUACUGCGUGAUAACUGCUGGCCGUCCAAUCAUCCCAUCAGAACUCAGCUGUGGCCGGCCCUGUGCAGGCAACACGCAUCAGACAACAGCAACAACAUGCAAGAAGGGUUCUACUGGGAUCUGGUUGCACAGUUGUUUGGAUCUACCGAUCUUCCAGAUAAGCCAAGUAUCUUGCCUCCAUUCGUUGAUUCCAAACAUCGACAUUUGUAUCACCUCGACUCGACAGGCAAACAUAUUACCGACAGAGUUAUAUGCGUGCUGGGAUUCGCUUGUCCGGACAUUACUUAUAGCCCUGCGAUAUACUCACUGACAUCGUUGUUGCUACAUUUCAUGCCAGAAGAAGAAUGUUACAACAGUUUAACUAGUCUAGUGUCGUCUAAAAAGUUGGUAUUCGUAACUCAAACAAAAUUAUUGUACGAAGUCACUUGGAGAACAGUUAUGCAUAUUUGUAGAAAACACGUGAAAUCCGCAGCCGGUCAUAUUGGAAAGCAUUGUCCAAUCAAAAAGUCAGAAAAGAUGUACAUGGAUUGGAUAUGGUGGAUAUUCCAAGGACUUCCAUUUCAUCACGCGGUCCGAGUCAUGGAUUGCUAUCUUCACGAGGGCGUCAAAGUCUUAUACCGUGUGUCCAUGGCGAUACUACAGCUUUUUUACAAGUACACAUCGGCAAGCAAUUCAAUUUGGGCCGAAGAAAUAAUCAGCCACGGCGUGGACGUAGCGUUGAUUAACUUCUGCCGACAGAUGCCAGCAAAUCCACAAAAAGUGCUUAAAACUGCAUUUAAAAUACGUGGUCUCAGUUCGACGUACAUACACCGAGUGUUUGUGAAAACUGAAAUGACGUUAAAGAGUAAGACUGUUUUGUCCGGUUCCAAGCAAUUAAAUCGUUCCUGUUCAAGUGAAAAUUUACCUACUAGUCAAUCUCAAAUUAACAUUCAAAUGGCGUCACACACGCUUACAAUACGUGAGGGACAGCAAUCGCCAAGCCCUCGGGCUUCCACGAUGGCAAGUUAUCCGAUUAACAAUAUACGAUCGUUGAUAGCUAACCAUCACGAUCUUUUUACACUUUGGUCUUGGUUGCCGGUGAGGAUAACGAUGUACCAACCAAUACUUCUCUACACCACAGAAGAACACGGAUGCAGCUUAACAACGUUUUAUGUUAGAGUCGAACAACACGAACCCACGCUAAUGUUGAUAAAAACUUGCAACAAUGAAGUGUUUGGUGCUUAUUGUUCUUCCAAAUGGUUGGAGAGAAACAAAAAGGACGACCGUGGCAACCGAACGACGUACUUUGGUACCGGUGAGACGUUUUUGUUCAGUCUCUAUCCCGGCAAAGCCAAAUAUCCGUGGGUCGGAAUGGAAGUGGACAGCGUACAUCACGCCAACGAACUGUUUAUGGCAGCCGAUCAAAAAAUGAUUACCAUCGGUGGCGGUGACGGUCAAGCGAUUUGGAUGGACGAAAAUGUAAGAUACGGAAAAACGGAGAGUUGUUCUACUUUUAAUAAUCCGCCUUUGUGCAAGAGUCGUGACUUUGAAAUAAAAGUCUUAGAAGUCUAUGGCUUUGACGGAGUGAUUCUUUAAAAUGACAUUUAUCCAAUUGGGCAAAUUUACUAGUCACGUUUAUUUCUCUCUAUUUUUUUUAGUUAUGUUUUUGUUUUUUUUUUUUUACUUUUUCUAUUGUUCUUUACCUAGAUGUUAACCGUAUGUCCAUUUUUAUUUUUAUUGUUAAGUGAUGUCCACGGCAAUGUCGUGUGAUGAUACAUUUUUUGUUCCUGGCUUUUGCCAAUAGGUACUUAAUUUAGUGAAGUAACAAUGUAUAUAUAUAUAAUAUUAUUAUAUAAUUAUGAAAAACUGUUAGUCCAUAUACUUAUAUAUACAUACGGUCUGUCUCAGGAAUACAACGCCCGUCUAGUGUGUGUAAGUCCAGUUGAGAUGUUUUAGACUAAACCUAAUAACGUACAAUGACUGACAUAACGCGUUGCCUUAAACCGUACAAAAAAUACAAGUUUUCGUAACUUCAGAAUAUAUCUGUGACAAAUGAGCUGUCCAUAUGCUUCCGAAUCUUUGGCCAGUUUUUGUUUUUAAUCCAAAACAUACUAUCGGGAUGGUUUUCCGGUAAAUAAUAAUUACUUUCCCAUUUGUACUCCGACUAGUGGCCAAAGUGUGUUUAAAAGCAAUUUUUUUUAUCGUAAUAAUAUUGUUUCCUUUUAGCCAGUCUUACUUUUUUCUUAACAAUGUGUCGCCGACCUAUUAUCGUACAUUUUUAAACGUUAUCAAGAAAUACUGUUUGUCGUUCCUAAAAAAAAAGUAUAUAUAUAAUUAUAUGCAUUCACACAAUUAUAGCAAUAUCAAUGGCCUGAGUCUGAUACAGACCGUGUAUGUUAUUAUUUUAAUUAAUUAAUUAUAAAAAAAAAAACAUUUAAUCGUGUUAAUCUAAUAAUACUAUUACUAUUUGAUGUUAACGUUUAUUAUUAUAUGUACGUACAUUGUUGUAGAGAAUUUAAUAGAUAUUUAGAUUAAAGUCAACAACAGUUGGAUAAUUUUUUUUUUUUUUGAAAUUUUAGAAUACAAUUUCUGGAAAAUAGUUGAAUAAUUAUUGAAUUAAUGUAUACAUUAUGUGUAAAUCAUACUACUUAUGUACGUUUUCGACUGACCUGUUAAAAAAAAAAAAACUAUGAAUAAUU